This is a messenger RNA of Lampris incognitus (smalleye Pacific opah), 2872 nucleotides long. RefSeq names its product two pore segment channel 3 (gene tpcn3). Gene Ontology annotation, biological process: transmembrane transport; monoatomic ion transport. Gene Ontology annotation, molecular function: monoatomic ion channel activity. The transcript is spliced from 19 exons. Gene Ontology annotation, cellular component: membrane. NCBI's taxonomy places the organism in Eukaryota, Metazoa, Chordata, Actinopteri, Lampriformes, Lampridae. The record is from RefSeq and is a predicted model, not a curated record. Bases 34 to 2349 code for a protein of 771 amino acids.
GGAAAGUUUGUGGAAUAUCGAAGCAGCGCAGCGAUGGUCGAGUCCAACGGGACGGAAAACUUCCCUUCUGGCUCUUCGGGAACUGGGAAAGGAAUUUCUAACGGAGGGAAUCCGUCUGCAAACAGCCAAGAGGAUUUGGAUCUGGCGGCCGUCUACGUGUCAGAUGCUCAAUACAACAGAAACAUCUUCUUUGACACAACGCCCCAGGCUGUGAGACUCUAUCUUCUCUACAACCACUGGGCUCUCCAAGUCCUGCUCUACCUCUUCAUCCUGCUGGACCUCUCUCUGGCCAUCUUCGAGGAGCCGGCGGUGGUCCCUCUUCCAGUCUGGGCCACCAUGCUGAUGGAGCUGAUCUGUCUGUUAAUCUUCACUCUUCGUUUGGUUCACUAUGCCAAGGUCAUCCCACCAGACAAGUUCUGGAAAGACCCCAAAAAUAUCUGCAUCAUGAUCAUCCUGCUGUUGACCAUGCUGGACAUGAUAGUCUAUGGAGCGCUGAGGUCUACGGGUUACUACGCGGUGCGCUGGUCGCGGGUUCUUCGCCCACUGCUGUUGGUCAACGUGACGGAGGGACGACAGCUCCGCAGGGCCUUCAGAAGCAUCCGGAACGCCCUUCCUCAGAUCCUCUACGUCUUCCUCCUCUUCAUGUUCAGCGUCCUCAUCUUCUCUCUCAUGGCCCUCAAACUGUUUGGGAAGCGAGGCCUGACCACCACAGAGGGACGUCCAUAUUUCACCAACUACCUGGAAAUCGUCUUCGACCUGUACGUCCUCGUGACCACAGCCAACAGCCCAGACGUCAUGAUGCCUGCGUACAACGCCAGCUUCUUCUUUGCAGUUUUCUUCAUUUUAUACAUUCUCAUCAAUACCUACAUCUUCAUGUCCGUCUUCCUGGCUGUUGUCUACAACAACUACAAAAAAUACCUGAAGGAGGAGGUACGGCAGCUGGUGAGGGCCAAAAGGCACAAGAUGGUUCGAGCCUUCGCUGUGCUACAGGAGAGGAGGGAGGAAGGGGAGGAGCCUGCGGUGACUCAGGCCUGCUGGAAUCAGCUCGUCCGAUUGGUCCAGCCGGACAUCAGCACCGCCCACAGAGAACUGCUGUGGAGCGUUUCGGACGACACAAACAGAGGCUGUAUCGGUAAGGUGGCGUUUGUCCAGCUAGCUGACCUCCUGAACAUCCAGGUGAUUACGAUGAAGUCGAGGCCCCACCCCCUUCAGAAUCGUUGCCCCACCCUCUACCUGUCCGCCCCCAGCCGCCUUGUCUGCCGAAUGGUCCGACACCGGGUGUUUGCGGUGGUGUAUGACCUGAUCAUCCUGGUGAAUGCGGUCUUCAUCGGUCUGGAUGAGGAGGAUCCGGUCAUCGCCAACGCUGAGUGGGUCUUCCUGGCGCUCUACCUGCUGGAGAUCCUGCUCAAGCUCUACGCCUUCGAACCGCGAGGCUUCUUCGCCAAACACCGCUUCUGGAACUGGUUCGACACCACCAUCGUGGUCUCGGCUCUGAUCGCCACCAUCGCCAACGCAGCAAUGAAGUCGUCGGGCGGCUACACCAGCCGGCAAAUUCUGGACAUCGUCUUCAUCCUGCGGGUGCUGCGGCUGAUCCGGGUGGUGGACAGCAUCAAGAGGUUUCGCACCAUCAUCAACACGCUGAUGAAGAUUGGACCUACUAUCCUCACAUUUGGACAGCUCAUCAUUGUGGUGUAUUACAUCUUUGCCAUGGUGGGUAUGGAGCUCUUUAAAGGGAAGGUCAAGUUUCUUGAUGAUGCCGACCCGCAGAAGGGUUACUGUGGCAACCCAUUGCUCAAAGACACGACCUUCGCCCGGCUCGGCUACUGCAAAAACAACUUUAACAAUGUGGUGUCGUCCUUCAUCCUGCUGGUGGAGCUAACCGUGGUCAACCAGUGGCACGUUCUCAGCAGUGGAUUCACCGCUGUCACGCACUUCUCUGCCAGGAUCUUCUUCGUCCUCUUCCACAUCACCGUCGUCAUCAUCAUCAUCAAUAUUCUGGUGGCCUUCAUCCUGGAGGCAUUCCUGGUGGAGUACACGGUGGACAAGAGCGACCUGCAGACGUCUCUGGAGAGGAAGAUCGAGGAGCUGCAGCUCGGCGUGGCACAGGAGCAGCUGGAAGAAAACCUGGUGAACGCCAUGGAGACCAGCGACGGCAGCGGGGGCUCAGAACCCGGCCAGAGCAAGCACACGCUGAUGUUCAAGAUCGCUUCUAAAAGAUACAGGACGGUGGACGGGUUGCUACAGCGGAUGUUUGAGGCGGAUCUCAGUCCCGAGGACCUCCGUGAGGACGGCGAUCCAGACGACUCUUCAAAUAUGAACUUCCCAAAUCCCAUCUUCGGCUCUGUAUAACCACCAGAUGCAUAUAAAUACAUAUGAAUAUAUAGAACAUGAGGGAACAACAGUCCAGUAUCGUGUUUACACUGUUGUGCUGGGUGUGAUCACGGGUGCAUACUGUCAGAUUGUCAAGUGUAAUAUGUAAACUCUAUGAGUCAGUAUUGUUCCUGAAGCCAUACCUAAUGUUAUUUUGGAUAUCCUUGUAUCUGUAUCUAUCUGUCUAUUUUUAUAUGACUUGUAGGCCUACCGCUCUGUAUAUAUAUAUAUAUAUACAUAUAUAUAUAUCACAAACAUGCACUCAAGGCUUUUCUGCCAAGAAGGAUUUUCCGUGUGCGUGUGUUUUUUUGUCUUCAGUUCGUCCGAAUGAGAAGGUUUAUGGAGUCUCCAUUAUAUCCUCAGGCUCACAUAGCAGACAGCGCUGAGAAACGACGGCAAACCAACCUAUACAGAGUCCAGACCCCCAGAUGACACGUCUGCACAUACACGACAGAUUGAGCAGACUUAAAAUAUCAAUGAAAUGCUGAAAAGGAAACGCCAA